Molecule: messenger RNA, 811 nt
Organism: Chlamydomonas reinhardtii
Lineage: Eukaryota; Viridiplantae; Chlorophyta; Chlorophyceae; Chlamydomonadales; Chlamydomonadaceae
Exons: 3
Coding region: 110-337 (75 amino acids)
Source: RefSeq, a predicted model, not a curated record
ACAUUUUACAUGGCUUCCACAAAGGCACUUUGUCUAGACAAAAAAAUCGUGGAUUUGGGGGCCUGUUUGUCUACCCCCUUGACAAAAAUUUCCGCUCCAGAGGCCAGGAAUGUCUGGGUCAAGACAUUCCCCCGCAAACAAGAUACGACCCCUGGUGUCUCCGUGCUUCAUCCAGCCGAAGGUGGCGCUGGAGGUGGUGCCCGGCAUUGUGCCCUGCCCCGACCCCAACACCCGCGCCUUCUACGACCAGCUGCACCCCAGCACCCGCUUCCACGCCGCCAUCGGCCUGACCGGCGUGCUGCCCAGCCUGCGGCUGGCAGGGCUGCUGCCCGCCUAGCUAGCUAGCCUCGCUCCCAACUAAAUGGAUAUGGCGGAGUAGCGGCGGGUGAACCUGGGGGCUGGGGCGGCAGCCGGUCAUAGAACACGUGGAGUCAAAGGCCAUGGGCCCAUGGCCGACUGCCCUUCAGGGUGUGAAAUUAAAAUACGUGCUCAGGGCUGCGAUGGGCGUGUGUUCAGUGCUGCAACAAGAUGGGCUGCGGCGGGAGCAAGCCUUGAUUGGUCCCGCCGCAAGCAAGCGUGGCGACCCCGUGAGCUGUGCACAGACUGAUUCAGAUACCAUUAUGUCGUCAAACAUAGGGGAGUGCAGAGGAGGCCAGGGUUGCGGAACAGGAUUCGGGAUGCCGAGAGGGGCGCAACGGAAGGCCUCUAAAACUCUCGAUGGCUUGUCACCUUUUGACCAUGGUGGCGCUGUGGUGGCCUUGACCAUACAGAGGCUCUGUGUGUAUGUGAGACAUUGUAAGGGUCUGGAUUC